Messenger RNA from Heterobilharzia americana, 3002 nucleotides. The record is from the annotation of a GenBank genome assembly. Lineage: Eukaryota; Metazoa; Platyhelminthes; Trematoda; Strigeidida; Schistosomatidae.
CGAUGAAGCGGUUGAUUUGUAAAUUGUGGAAGGAUGGCCGACAAAAGAAAGCUGCAAAGUGAUAUAGAAAGAAACCUUAAGAGAGUUCAAGAAGGACGAACUGCAUUUCAGGAAAUAUUAGAUAAAUUUGAAAGUUCAAAUAAUCCAACUCAAAAAGAGAAAUUUGAAGGUGAUUUAAAAAAAGAAAUCAAAAAAUUACAAAGAUUACGCGAUCAAAUUAAAGUGUGGAUAACAGCUAAUGAAGUUAAAGAUAAACGAUUAUUAUUAGAAGCUCGUAAAGAAAUUGAACAAGAUAUGGAACGUUUUAAAGUUAUUGAAAAAGAGACAAAAACUAAAGCUUAUUCUAAAGAAGGUUUAUUAUCUAUUGAAAUGAAAAAAGAUCCUUUACAAAAAGAAAAAGAUGAAUUAGUUGAUUGGUUAAAACAAUGUAUUCAUUCAUUAAAUACUCAGACUGAAAAAUAUGAAUUUGAAAUUGAAAAUUUAUCAAAUAAUAUUAAAAAAAAGCGAAUUGAUAAAGAAAUUAAUUUAAUUGUUAAUGAAAAACGUCAACAUUUAGAAAUGUUUUGUUUUCAUAUUGAAAAACUUGAAACUAUUAUGCGUUUAUUAGAUAAUGAACGAUUAGAUUGUAUAAAAGUUCGAUCUAUUCAAGAAUCAAUUGAAUAUGUUAUUGAUUGUGGUGAUAAUCAUCAAUCUAUGAUUGAUUUUAAAAAUAUUUAUGAUGAUUUAUGCUUAGAUGAGUUAGGUGAUUCAACUGGAAUCACUGCUGCUACUACUGCUACUACCUCAGGUAGUAAUAGUACUACUAGUACUACUACUACUACUACUACUACUACUACGAUUACAGCGAAUCAAGAGUAUGAUUUAAACAGUGUAAUCACUCCUGUUACUACUAAUUUAACCAAUCAUCGAGCUGGUAGUGAUGAUACAAGUUCUUCAAUUUCAAUGCAUACAAAUACUUCAAAUCAUACAGAUUGUUGUUCAGUUAAUCAUCCAAGUUCAUCAACUUCAUCAAAUGCAUCAUCAUCUUCUAGAGAACGUAUAAAAAAUGAUGAAAAAGUCACUUUAUUACAGCAUAUUUCAGCUUCAUCUACUAGUACACCAUUAAAAUCUUCGAAUCUAUCAAAUUCAUGUCAUAAACAUAAAACAAAUUUAAUUAAUCAAACUUCACCAGCUCUUAUGUCACAAAUUGUUGCUGGAACUUGUAAUAAAUUAUCUGGAAAAUUAAAUAAUACAAAUGAAAAUGACUUAAAUACAAGUAAAAUAGCUUUGAAUAUUUCUAAUUCACAAGGUUUAACUGAUGAUAUAUCAAGAAAUCAAGAUAUUAAUCAAACCUAUGCUGAUCAUUCGAAUACACUUACAACGAAUUGUUUACAUUUAAACUCACAAUUAAAAUCUAUUCCAAAUGAUGACAUAACUUCAUUGUCAACAGUAACAAAUUCAAUCACUCCAGUGAUUAAUAAUAAUCCUUCAGGUAAUCAAUCAUAUUCAAAAGAAGAUUCAUCUGUGAUACCUAAUCGAAAUGAAUUGCAUACAUCAACAUCAACAUCAUCAUCAUCAUCAUCAUGUGAAACUUCGUAUAUUUCAACUCCUGUAAAUCCUCCAUCACCUAUACCAUUUCGAAGUAAUAAAGUGUCUGAAGCGAAUAAACCUCUUAGUAAUACAAAUGUUUAUAAUAAUAAUAAUAAUAAUAAUAAUACAUUAUUGUUAACUUCAACAGAUGAACGAGUUGACAAUAAAAAUCAUACACCUCCUAGUUUAUAUUCAACAGCUAUGCUAGCAGCUUCUCAGGAUAAACAUUUAUCAUCUUUACUUACUUGUUCUCAACAUUAUCCAUCUCUAUUGCGUACAUCUUCAAAUAUUAUAGAUCCUUCAUUAACUACAAUUUCUUUAUCGAAUAAAUAUCAAUCUGUAUCGAAUAGUACAUCUUUAUCAAUUUCUUCAACUAUCAUUUCAAUAAAUAAUCCUCAAAGUCAAUCAUCAUAUUUAGGAUUAGAAAAUCAAUUAUCUAGUCUUCAAUCAUCAUUACAUUCACAACAAAUAAAAAAUCAACAAAAUAAUCCUGUUCAUACUCAUAUGCAUCCACGUGAUGCUGCUGCUCCUUUUCGUAAUCGAAAUUUAGAUAAACCUAAAGGUGCUGUUCCACAAGAGCUACUUUUACAACUGCAAGCCCUAGAAAGUGGUUACCGUCGACUACCUCAUCCAUGUGAUACUGAGAGAUCACGUAUGAUCAUUUGUAAGAAUCCAGUGAAUUGUCCAAGUUAUUAUCCACGUGAACCAUUGGUCGGUACAGAUAGUGAAGAAUAUUAUAUGAAAUUGGAUGCUCAAACAUUAUUUUUUAUAUUCUAUUAUUUUGAAGGGACAAAAGCUCAAUAUCUUGCUGCUAAAGCAUUAAAACGUAUGUCAUGGCGAUUUCAUACAAAAUUUAUGAUGUGGUUUCAACGUCAUGAAGAACCGAAACAGAUUACAGAUGAAUAUGAAUCUGGUUCUUAUAUUUAUUAUGAUUUUAGAACAAUGCGACAGCGUAAAAAAGAAGAGUUUAUGUUCCAUUAUAGUUUCUUAGAGGAUAAAGACUUUUAGUGCUGGGGAAUGGAUGUGUUGCCAAGGAGUGUGGGGGGGGGUGUACGGCCAGAUUUGCUUCAAUGAACUCAAAAUUGUAAUUCACUGUGUAUUUUUUUUGUUUGUUUUGGGUUUUUGCUUUAUUUUUCUUUGAAAUACUGUUACAUAUGUUGCUCACUGUCUGCAUUUUACUAUUUCGAUGUGUAAUUUCUGCUUGGUUUUCCUGUUCAAAUUGUUGUCACAAUUCUGUCUACUUAUUUCCCCCCCCGCCCCCACCGUCUCCAAUGUGUGUGUGUGUAUGUAUGUGAAUCAUCACCACGACAACAGCAAGUACUCCUUCGAUUAUUAUUAAUUAUUACUGUGUUAUCAUUUAUAUUGAUAAUCAAUUAUCAGUGAUUUUUAUUACCUAUACAUAAAACAAUAACAAUAAUAUGCAUAUAUAUAUA